Messenger RNA from Olea europaea var. sylvestris, 1184 nucleotides. Its product is annotated as ethylene-responsive transcription factor ERF014-like. Gene Ontology annotation, molecular function: DNA-binding transcription factor activity; DNA binding. The transcript has a single exon. Gene Ontology annotation, biological process: regulation of DNA-templated transcription. Lineage: Eukaryota; Viridiplantae; Streptophyta; Magnoliopsida; Lamiales; Oleaceae. The record is from RefSeq and is a predicted model, not a curated record. The coding region runs from base 162 to 842 and encodes 226 amino acids.
UCCUUAAAUAAUCACUUCCCAAUUGCAUUUUCCUUAUCAGGUAUACAAAGAAAUAGAAACCCUUAAUUCGGUGUUCAGUUGUUCAUCGAUUCAAGUACACAAUAGUUGAGUCCAGAACAUUGUGAGACCACACUGAUAUCGAUUCUUUAAAGUAUCCAAGAAUGGUGAAGAAAGAGCAAAAGAUCCAAUCUGUGGCGGCCAAAGAAGUUUUGUCGUCCGCAAUAUCGUCGUCGUCGUCGAGCUCGAAAUCUUUCUACAUAAAGAAGUACAAGGGAGUUAGAAUGAGAAGCUGGGGAUCAUGGGUUUCUGAAAUAAGGGCACCUAACCAAAAAACAAGAAUAUGGUUAGGGUCAUAUACAACACCAGAGGCAGCUGCUAGGGCAUAUGAUGCUGCUCUUUUGUGCCUUAAGGGAACUUCAGCCAAUUUCAACUUCCCAAUAUCCAAAUCACAAAACCUCCACCAUAACACCAUCAUGUCCCCUAAGUCCAUCCAAAGAGUGGCUGCCGCCGCAGCUGCCGCCGCCAACGGUAAUUUUCCUCCGCCAGGACCGCCCAUCUCUUCCACGUCAUCAGCCUCAACACCACCUCCGGCCACCCCAUCUCCAACUUUGUCUUCUUCAUCACCUACCUGCAGCCUCAUUGAGGAUGAUGCUGCCUCAUUAGCACCACCAUUGAUCAGUGACUACACAGUACCCUAUGUUGCAGAUGAGCCUGCAAUGGCCUCAUGGUACAACUUUGAUUCCCCCAAGUACACAGAUAUCCUCAAUGGAGCAUUUUUUGAUCCUUUAAUUAUGGAUGAUCCUUAUGAAGAUAUUGAUAUCCCCUUAUGGAGCUUCUGCUGAUCAUGACUCAUGGCACGUUUGGUCGAGACGAUUGAGUAGCACCUCACAAUAUUAAUACUAUCUAGUAUUACGUACUAAACGUGCAAUCAAAGUCGUAUAGACUAUUCAUCCAACUCAUUCACUAUUAUUUAUAAAUUUAUUCUUUGAAUGAUCUUCAGUUAUUUCUUGAAGACAUCACUGACAGUGACACAAUAAAUACAAUAUUUUAGCGUAGUUGAAUUUUUUAGGAAACAGGUGGAUUCUGAUAUAUUUGUAUUUAUAUCCUAUAUUUGGAGUGUAGUGCUAUAUCUGUUAUUUAUGGUCUCUAAAUGUAAUAAGGAAAAAAUCAUUUUAUUUAUUUUU